AUGACUUCUUCAAUGUCAACGAUCCUCUUGUUCGGCGGUACCGGCGGUAUAGGUGAAUCCUUUGCUCGGGCCUUCAACAAGAUGGGCAAGAAGGUCAUCAUCACUGGUCGCCGUGAAGACCGCCUCGCGACAGUCGCGAAAGAAGUGCCCGGUCUGGAGACCUAUGCCAUGGACAACAGCGACUUGGCCGCAUUACCAAAGCACGUCGAGACCAUCCUCUCCAAAUGGCCCAACAUCGACACCGUGUGGGUGAACUCGGGAAUCCAGUACCAGGGCAACUUCAAGUCGCUUGUCAACUUCAGCGACGAGAAGAUCAUCAACGAGAUCAACACCAACUUGACAGCUCCCGUCAUCCUCGCUCGCCACUUCAUUCCACAUUUGAUCUCACUCAAACGUGAAGCCAACUUCCUCAUCACCUCAAGCGGCAUCGCCUUCGUUCCGUUUGGCAUGUUUCCCGUCUACUCGCCAACAAAGGCCGGUGUGCAUUCGUUCCUUGUCGGCCUCAGACAGACAUUAAAGGACACGAACGUCAAUGUCAUAGAGAUAGUGCCGCCGUACGUCCGGACCGAUCUUGAUGCGGAGAAUCGACUGUGGCACGUCAUUACGCCAAUGGAGCUGGACGAUUAUACCCAAGAGACGCUGAAGGUCCUCGAAAAGCCGGCCAAGGAGAUCAAAGAGGCUCCUGCCGGGUCUUCUGCUAAAAGCGUACAAGCCUGGAGGGAGGCAUUUGACCCCGUAUUGGCAGCCAGAGGGGCAAGCGAUUGA
Molecule: messenger RNA, 765 nt
Organism: Exophiala viscosa
Lineage: Eukaryota; Fungi; Ascomycota; Eurotiomycetes; Chaetothyriales; Herpotrichiellaceae
Product: short-chain dehydrogenase/reductase-like protein SDR
Exons: 1
Coding region: 1-765 (254 amino acids)
Cellular component (GO): membrane
Source: RefSeq, a predicted model, not a curated record